Molecule: messenger RNA, 667 nt
Organism: Darwinula stevensoni
Lineage: Eukaryota; Metazoa; Arthropoda; Ostracoda; Podocopida; Darwinulidae
Source: the annotation of a GenBank genome assembly
GGAGCCCGCGCGCAUGCGCCGUGACGGAUGCUGUUUGUAGGCAGGGAGCCAGCGUGAUAAACGACUGGGUCUGGAUGCUGCAGCCGGCAGAAGGGCCGACGCCCCGCUUCGUGCUUGUGUGCUCGCGGCGUGUGGUUCCUGAGUUUCGUGUGCGUUUUGGACGGGACGCGCUUCUUGUUGGGUUGCGAAGAAUAUCAACGAAGACAUUGCGAAGGCCAGACCUGUGUCGAUGCGAUGGGUCUGUCGAGGGAGUGACGUUUACAUGUUCGGUCGAGACAUGUUGUUCAACUUUGGGAUCUUCCUCGUCAUCGUCGGACUCCACCCGUGCCGGCCCCUGGACGACUUCUACUUCAGCGUCCAGCCGGAGGACGCCACCGCGGUGGCGGGUCAGAACGUCACGCUGCAAUGCCGCUCCAGCCGCGAAGCCUCGCUCCGCUACUACUGGCAACAGAACGGACGGGCGUUCCGGAACACCUCACGGCGGCACCAAGUCGGAUCGUCCCUCGUCUUCACCCGCGUGGACCCGGAGAAGGACGGGGGGCACUUCACGUGCAUCGCGGAGAACACGACCACGGGGUUCUCCCUCACCUCCAGGGGCGCCACCAUCGACAUCAAAUGUCAGUCCUUUCGGCGUUCGAAUGGGGCGUCGAUCUGCAUCGGCACUUAG